AUGUCGCUCUUGGGGACACUCAACCCGAAUCCUGCUCGCUCCCAGUCCGUGGUCAGUCACAACACCACGCAAGGCCCGAGCGAGCAUGAACUCGACAUGAUCCACGAUCCAGAAAAGAAUGACGACGAAGACACCGAGCAGGAGGAUGAAAAACAUAGAGAGGCGCUGGUUAGUCGGCUAGCACGACAACUCACCCGGCAAUCUACUCGAGUCUCCGUGAGCGGUGCAUUGGACAAUCCUUUCACUAAUGGAGACUCUGAAUCUUCGCUCAAUCCCAAUAGCCCCAACUUCAAAGUGCGGGACUGGAUGAAGAUGUUGCUAGCGAUCCGGUCUCGAAAUCCCGAAAAGUACCCAGAUCGGACCGCUGGUAUUGCGUUCAAGAAUUUGAACGUCCAUGGAUUUGGUUCUCCUACUGAUUAUCAGAAAGACGUCCUGAACUCAGUACUGGAGCUUAGCACUAUGGUUCGCCGACUGGCUGGUCUGAAACUCCAGAAAAUUCAGAUUCUUCGUGACUUUGAUGGUCUCGUCAAAAGCGGAGAAACAUUGGUGGUCUUGGGAAAACCAGGUAGUGGUUGCUCAACUUUGCUCAAAACCAUUGCCGGUGAAAUGAAUGGUAUUGAGAUGUCAGAGGAUUCGGUUCUCAACUAUCAGGGUAUCUCUGCAAAGGACAUGCAAAAUGCCUUCAAAGGCGAGGCAAUCUACGCAGCAGAGACUGAUGUCCACUUCCCCCAACUCUCCGUCGGCGAUACCCUCAUGUUCGCAGCAUUGGCUAGAGCCCCCGAAAUCGCCUUGAGGGGUGGUGGUGAGAGGAAACGCGUUAGUAUUGCGGAGGCCACUCUCAGUCAGAGUCCCCUGCAGUGCUGGGACAACAGCACGAGAGGCCUGGAUAGCGCCAAUGCACUUGAAUUCUGCAAAAACCUGGCUCUCAUGAGCAAAUAUUCUGGAACAACAGCUUGUGUCGCCAUCUACCAAGCGUCACAGAGUGCUUACGAUGUCUUUGACAAAGUGACCGUGCUUUAUGAAGGAAGGCAGAUUUUCUUCGGGCUCACGACCGAGGCUAGGAAAUACUUUGAAGAACUAGGCUAUGAGUGCCCAGAGCGUCAAACCACGGCAGACUUCUUAACAUCGAUCACUAGCCCUUCGGAACGUGUGGUUCGGAAAGGGUUUGAAGGCCGUGUUCCUAUCACCCCCGAUGACUUUGCGGCAUCAUGGAAGAGAAGCGCUGCCCGUGCUAAGCUUGUUGGUGAAAUCGAGGAGUAUGAGAGAAAUUACCCCAUCAAAGGUAGCUCCUACGAUGCAUUUAUAGAUGCACGCAGGGCCAUUCAGGACAAGCACCAGAGGGUCAAAUCGCCAUACACAAUCUCGAUAUGGAAACAGAUUUCCCUCUGUGUGACUCGAGGCUUCCAACGCCUUCGUGGAGACUAUAGCUUAACAGCUUCGGCUCUAAUUGGAAACUUUAUCAUGUCUUUGAUCAUUGGUUCUGUCUUUGUGAACCUUCCUAAGGAUACCUCCAGCUUCUACUCUCGGGGAGCUCUUUUGUUCUUUGCUGUCCUCUUGAAUGCUUUCUCCAGUGCACUGGAAAUCCUUACCCUCUACGCCCAGCGACCAAUUGUUGAAAAGCAAGCCCGAUACGCCUUCUACCACCCUUUUGCAGAGGCGCUUGCAUCCAUGCUUUGUGAUACACCCUACAAAGUAGUCAACUCACUCACCUUCAACAUACCAUUGUACUUUAUGACCGACCUACGUCGUGAGGCUGGUCCUUUCUUUACCUUUUGGAUAUUCUCGCUCCUAACAACCUUCACAAUGUCAAUGAUUUUCAGAACCAUUGCGGCAACUUCCCGCUCACUUUCACAGGCCUUGGUCCCGGCAGCCAUUUUGAUCUUGGGUAUGGUGAUCUAUACUGGAUUCGUCAUCCCUACUCGGAAUAUGCUUGGGUGGUCUCGCUGGAUGAACUAUAUCAACCCUGUUGCCUACGCAUUUGAAAGCUUUAUGGUCAAUGAAUUCCAAGGUCGUCAUUUCCCGUGUGCUGCUAUUAUUCCUGCUGGCGGAGCAUACAGUAGUAUCUCGAUGGAUCAUCGCAUUUGCUCAACUGUCGGUGCUCAGUCAGGUUCCUCCAAUGUGUCUGGAUCGUUGUACCUCGAACAGAGCUUCAAGUAUACUAAGGGACAUUUGUGGAGGAACUUUGGAAUUCUCAUUGCUUUCAUGUUAUUCUUCAUGUUUACCUAUCUUAUUGGCACUGAGUACAUCUCCGAGAAGAAGUCUAAAGGCGAGGUGCUUCUGUUCCGCCGUGGUCAUCAGCCAAAACUUGCUUCCGGAGAGGGUGACGUCGAGACAUCUUCCCAACCCUCUGCAGUCGCCAAGACAGACGAGUCUCCUCACCAAACAACCGCAAUUCAACGACAAACUGCGAUAUUCCACUGGCAGGAUGUGUGCUAUGACAUCAAGAUCAAAGGCGAACCCAGAAGGAUCUUGGAUCAUGUUGAUGGCUGGGUGAAACCAGGCACCUGUACCGCAUUGAUGGGUGUCUCCGGAGCGGGAAAAACGACUUUGCUUGACGUGCUCGCAACACGAGUAACUAUGGGUGUCGUCACUGGUGAAAUGCUCGUUGACGGACACCCCAGGGAUCAGUCCUUCCAGCGGAAAACUGGGUAUGUCCAACAGCAAGACUUGCACUUGUCCACCUCCACAGUUCGGGAAGCUCUAGAGUUUAGCGCCCUCCUACGUCAACCUGCCACGGUCAGUCGACAAGAAAAGAUAGCCUAUGCCGACGAGGUCAUCAAGCUCCUUGGCAUGGAGGCGUACGCUGACGCCGUUGUUGGCGUUCCGGGUGAGGGGUUGAACGUUGAACAACGCAAGAGAUUAACGAUCGGUGUUGAACUUGCUGCGAAGCCCCAACUCCUACUCUUCCUUGAUGAACCUACCAGCGGCCUCGAUUCCCAGACUUCUUGGUCCAUUCUCAACCUCAUCGACACGCUCACUAAGCACGGACAAGCCAUUCUCUGUACUAUCCAUCAACCUUCAGCCAUGCUGUUCCAGCGAUUCGACCGUCUUCUCUUCUUGGCUAAGGGAGGCAGAACGAUCUACUUUGGUGAAAUUGGCGAAAAUUCAUCCACUUUAUCGAACUAUUUCGAACGCAAUGGCGCCCACCAUCUCACACCCGGAGAAAAUCCCGCUGAAUGGAUGUUGGACGUUAUUGGUGCAGCCCCGGGUACACACAGCGAGAUUGAGUGGCCAAAGGUGUGGCGUGAGAGUCCCGAAUAUGGGAAGGUCAAGGAGCACCUCUCCGAGCUGAAGGCCACUCUAUCUUCGACAGCAGACGUUGAUACUUCGCCUAACGCAUUCCGUGAAUUCGCCGCACCUUUCCAUGUCCAACUGUGGGAGUGUCUCCUACGUGUCUUUGCGCAGUACUUCCGCACCCCGAGUUAUAUCUGGUCGAAAGCUGCCCUUUGCAUCUUCACCGCACUCUAUAUUGGAUUCUCAUUUUUCCACGCCCAGAAUUCCAUCCAAGGCCUUCAGAACCAGAUGUUCAGUGUUUUCAUGUUGAUGACAAUCUUUGGAAAUCUGGUCCAGCAGAUCAUGCCAAAUUUUGUUACCCAACGCUCUCUUUACGAGGUGCGGGAGCGCCCAUCUAAGACAUAUAGUUGGCAGGCGUUUAUGAUCUCGAAUAUUCUGGUGGAAUUGCCCUGGAACACACUGAUGUCUGUGUUCAUCUACUUUUGCUGGUAUUAUCCCAUUGGAUUGUACAGAAAUGCAGAGCCCACCGAUGCAGUGAGCGAACGAGGCGCCCUCAUGUUCCUAUUGAUCUGGACAUUCUUGUUAUUCACCUCCACCUUCGCACACAUGGUCAUUGCGGGAAUUGAGCUGGCCGAGACUGGUGGCAACAUUGCGACAUUAUUGUUCUCUCUUUGCUUGAUCUUCUGUGGUGUUCUCUCAACCAAGGAGGCUUUGCCCGGCUUUUGGAUCUUCAUGUACCGCGUUUCGCCGUUCACUUACUUGGUCUCAGCAAUGCUUUCGACUGGUGUUUCGGGCGCUGAUGCAGUGUGUGAGGCAGUCGAGUUCUUGAAGUUCACACCCCCAGCCAACCAAACUUGCGGGGACUAUAUGGACCCUUACAUCAAGAUGGCUGGGAGUGGAUAUCUGCAAGAUCCCAUGGCUACUGCCGAGUGUGCGUUCUGCUCAGUUAGCAAAACAAAUACGUUCCUGUUGCAAAUCGGUAGCGAUUUCGCUGAUGCUUGGCGCAACUUUGGUUUGAUGUGGGUGUACAUCGCGGCCAAUAUCUUCGGCGCGGUGUUUAUCUACUGGCUUGCCCGUGUGCCAAAGGGGAAGAUGACAUCCGCCUAA
Molecule: messenger RNA, 4341 nt
Organism: Penicillium crustosum
Lineage: Eukaryota; Fungi; Ascomycota; Eurotiomycetes; Eurotiales; Aspergillaceae
Exons: 3
Coding region: 1-4341 (1446 amino acids)
Biological process (GO): transmembrane transport
Cellular component (GO): membrane
Molecular function (GO): ABC-type transporter activity; ATP binding; ATP hydrolysis activity
Source: RefSeq, a predicted model, not a curated record